Messenger RNA from Arachis stenosperma, 1092 nucleotides. RefSeq lists its product as uncharacterized. Lineage: Eukaryota; Viridiplantae; Streptophyta; Magnoliopsida; Fabales; Fabaceae. Bases 1 to 1092 code for a protein of 363 amino acids. The record is from RefSeq and is a predicted model, not a curated record. The transcript is spliced from 6 exons.
AUGUUAAGGAAAGUGGAAAAACAUCCUGAUGACUUGGUUCCCAUAAAUAUUGUUGUGACGGACUUCAGUGGGACUUCUACACCAGCGAAAGGAUUGGUGACUCUGACUGUGAAGGUUGGAUCCUCGGAGAGACAUUCUGUCUUUGUGGUAGUUCCAUCAAAGGCAAGCUAUAAUGCUUUACUGGGGCGAGACUGGAUUCAUGGUGUGGGUGUUGUACCUUCUACUGUGCAUCAGAGUGUUCUUCUGUGGAUUAAGAAUGGGAAACCUAAAAUCGUCAAGGUAGAUUCAAAUUUAUAUGUCGAACAGCUGCAUGCCGAUUUUAGGAUGUAUAAUCGUAAGUUAAAGCCUUUGAAUGUUGAUCGAUCGCUGAAUCCUUAUAAUUGUGAAGGGUGCUACUUAUAUUCAAAAGGCCUCUCAGUGAAGUUGCGUUACCCAAAGGUGGAAAAUAAAGUUGAUUCUUCUGAUGAAGUUGGAUCACAAAGGGUUAGUAAUCUUUCUAGGUGUGACAAUAUUGAUUCGAUGUCUUCAGUCGAAUUUAGUUAUAAAUUUACUGUUUCUUGUAAUGGAAAUAAUAAUGCAAGCCGAACUGCCGAUUUGAUAGCAGAGGCUCAUUGUGUAGAAAAUCAAAAAUCAUUACGUUUUGAGAAAUAUUCGGUAAAAGAUGAUGAUUAUUAUAGAGGGUGGGUUUCGAAUAUUGUCCCAGUGAUAAAGAAAAAUGGGAAGUUAAGAGUAUGCACUGAUUUUCGAGAUUUGAAUAAUGCUACUCUAAAGGAUGAAUAUUUCAUGCCGAUUGCAAAUAUGUUAAUUGAUUCUGCGGCAGGAAAUGAAAUCCUUAGUUUUAUGGAUGGUUAUUUAGGGUAUAACCAAAUCUUCAUUGCAGAAGAUGACGUGUCCAAAACUGUUUUUCGUUGUCCUGGGGCAAUCGCAUCUGAGAACACCAUUGGGUGUAUGUUAGCCCAAGAUGAUGAAAACGGUCAUGAGCGAGCAGUUUAUUACCUUAGUCGAGUCUUAAUGGAUAUCGAAACAAGGGUUUUCUAUGUUUUAAUAAGUGAGUUAUGGGACUUGGAAGAGGUUAUGUUUAAUGGUUUCUAA